AUGGCCUCCACUCUCUUCCGAACAGCCCCGGCCGCCCGGGUAGUUCUGCGCGCUGCAUCCAUCAAGCCCGGCGUUGCCUCUCUGGCCAGCACAUCCUUCACCAGGGGCAAGGCCACGCUGCCCGACCUUUCCUACGACUACGGCGCCCUCGAGCCAUACAUCUCCGCCAAGAUCAUGGAGAUCCACCACAAGGGCCACCACCAGGUCUACGUCAACGGCCUGAACAGCGCUUUAGACUCCAUUGACGAGGCCAAGGCGAGCGGUAACGACAAGGCCGCCGCCGCCGCCGCCCCUCUCCUCAACUUCCACGGCGGCGGCCACGCCAACCACUCGCUGUUCUGGGAGAACCUGGCCCCGAACAACAAGGGCGGCGGCGGCGAGCCCGAGGGUUCCCUCAAGUCCGCCAUCGACAAAGACUUCGGCUCCUUUGACACAAUGAAGAGCCAGGUCAACACCGCUCUGGCCGGCAUCCAGGGCAGCGGCUGGGCCUGGCUGGUCAAGGACAAGACCGCCGGUACUCUGCAGGUCGUCACGAGGAUGAACCAGGACCCCGUCAUCGGAAACUACAUCCCGCUCAUGGGCAUCGACGCAUGGGAGCACGCCUACUACCUGCAAUACCAGAACAAGAAAGCCGAGUACUUCAACGCCAUCUGGAACGUAAUCAACUGGGGCACCGUGGCAAAGCGCCUGGAACAGGCGUGA
This is a messenger RNA of Anthostomella pinea, 702 nucleotides long. NCBI's taxonomy places the organism in Eukaryota, Fungi, Ascomycota, Sordariomycetes, Xylariales, Xylariaceae. The record is from the annotation of a GenBank genome assembly.